GCAUUAGAAGACCAUCUUCGGUGGCAUCAAGGAGCCACCAAUGAACAAAGAUGCGGAAGAGAACAGGUCAGAAGUGGAGGAGGAGAUGACUGUCCCUCUUGCAUUGAAGAGUGGGGUUGUCGAGACACUUCAACGAUUCACCCUGGUUUCCGGAUAAGUUCCUCCGCCCCAGCUCAGUGCCUCCCUGGCCCCUUGCCUCUGGGUCCGCCGCUCCACCUGGGGACUCGGUCCAUGGCCUCAGACAGCCGCCUGGCUCUCUGACCCUGAGCCUCUGCUCAGUUUCGGCGGGGUCUGAUCCAGGACCUCUCAGAGGCAGUAUCCCUCCAACCACGCUCUCAGUCAGGAGAGCAGAGAUGUGGCUGGCGUUGGCUUGAUCGCCGCCCGAUAGUCUCUUUUCCCCCUAAAACUGCUACCACCCCUUCAGCAGGAGGAUUCUGGGCUAUUUGGGAUGUUUUCUGAUCAGGACUAGCCCUCAGGAAGUGGAUUGAGAAAAAAAUUAAUCCCCAUGACCACUUCUGGCUUAUUCUGACGGUUGGAAUGACCACUCGUUUAAGCUCCAACACUCGACUCCCUCUCCCCUCCUGCCCUACCCAUCAGUCUUCCCGCUACAUUUCUCCCUUUAUUGCCCUCCCACUGAUUUUCCCAUCCUGCCUUCUCUUCAGCCUCCUGUCUGUGCCUGUUCUUCUCUCACCCCGGCAAAGACAUUUCUCCCAAACUUCACUUGCGGGGUGGGCGGGGAGGGGGUGGUCAUAAGCUGCACUCUGUCUUCUCAGAACUCCCCUUAAGCAGCUAAGAAAUGUGUGGGUGAAAUGCAUCUCACUGCCCAAAGGUAGGGGUAUCAGAGACCUCCCACAGGUGACAGAGAUAUAACCUGUCUCGCUCCUCUCGCCUGGAAAAUUCCAGCCACUUGAGAUGUUCCCCUGGCUGGGUUUAUGGUGGCAGGUUUGUUUAUCCAGCCAGGCUUGUAGUUAGAUGAUUUACUGCCCCGGCAUUCAUUCCCAACCUGGAACCAAAUGUCACAUAAUUAAACAUAAUAGUAUGCCAGCCAAGGACCCAAGUGGCUGGGUUAAAUCAAUUAGGUGCUCAGAGAGUACUGUACGCUGGAUUCAGUGUUUUGGUGAAUACACAGCUUCCCCUGGCAGGGACCCGUGGAGCAGAUGACAAUCUAGGGUUUAUGGUGUGGAGAGACUUUUCUGGUGCUAAUAUUUCUCUCUCCGCUGUACCUCAUGGCAGCCCUCUCAUCUGCAUCUGCUCCUUGGCAGGAGUCUUUGAUGCCACAAGGAAAGCAAAUGUGGAGGCUGAUUUCAGGGCUGAUGUAGCAGUUUUCCAGCCCUUUUCCGCCCCUGCAUUGUUCUGUAAUUGGUACCCUAAGCACACGAUUGUUCCACUUCGGGCCCCGCGUCCCCAAACUUCAUGGAUGGUAAACUCUCAACAACUCAUCCUUUGUCCUUUUUCACAUUGCUUUCAGCACCCUGCCAGGGCAAGGGAAUUAAAUUGAUCCUUUUCACUCACAGGGAGCCUCCCUUUCCCUCCCCUCCUCAAGGCUUUGCCACAGGCUAGGAGUGUCUCUCCUAAUGCCAUGGGGCAACAGUGGCGGGGAGACCCGGAACCAGGAACCCCUCUCCCUGGGUCUAGGGGCAAAAGACAGAGAUGUUUGGCUGAAGAAACCAGGCCAAUGUGCUUAAAAAAGUCCUGUCUGCCUGCCUGUUAGCCAAUCACUCGAUUGUAUUUAUUAUGCUGCGUACUGUGUGCAGAGUUCUGUACAAGCACUUGGGAGAAUAUUAAGCCCUCAAGGAGCUUACAAUUGUUUCCUAAAUCUCUUCUCCUCGUCUCACACAGGUUUAUGCUUAAGAUCCUUUAGUCCACCAAGUGGAAGAAUUUUGUAAAAUUCCUCUGAGGCCUCCAAUACGAUGGUUAUGGAAGAUGUUUUCAUAGAGAUAUCGUUCUUCUUGGGACUUUUCAAAACUGUUGACUGACCAAAAUAUGCACUGUGGAAAGUGUAUUUCUGAAACCAAUUAUGGACCAAAUUUUUUCAUCCAAAUUAUUUUCAUUCUACUGUCCCUUUAAAAUUAUGCAUGGGAAUGUUUAAUUCUCAUUUUGUUUGCUUGAAUUGGUUUGGUUUCAUGUUUCUUUCUAUGCAUUUUCUUUACAUGGUAUUUUUGUUUCCAUUAUCUGAAUUCUGUUAUAGUAGAAACCCCUAGCCCUUGGUAGCUAGAAAAUUAGUUUUGUUUUAGCAACAAAGUAGCUCUUUAAAACAGCCUUGAAACAGUUUUCACUAAGAAGUAGCUGUAGCUUCUACCAAAAGAAUAGUCUCAUAUGAGUAAUUUUGACAGGAACUCUUCUAAGAAAAUAAAAAUGUUUAAAAUCAUGGCUAGAGUUCAUGUGUGACUCUCUCCAACAAACUACUAAAGUUCUUUCUAACGAAUGAUUUUUCUGCUGGUUCCCAGUUAUGUUUAAUUGUCCUGGUACAGAAAUCCAGUUCAGCUUCUCUAACGGCGGAACGUGUUCUGCAUAAGAUUUAAAAAAACAAAAAGCAACAGUUCAUUUGCCUUGGAUGCAGAAAUUCCAUCCAUCGUCUCGGAAUCUGAAACUAAAGUUUAAUAUUGCACUGGUGGGGGCAGAUGUGUUUAGCUACCAACCAAUCAGGUUAUCCAACUCAGCCACUGCCUCCCCCAUAUGUAUACCCCUGACUCUCUAAAUUCCUCCCUUUGCAGCAGUGUCUGAAGACCUAUACUCCCCAGACUCAGCAGCUCCUUGACCCCAGCAGGGAAUUGAGUUCAGAUAAUAACAAGGAAAGUAUUAUUAAGUCUAUGCUUUGUACUUUGAACUCAUCCAAGAUGGUCAAGUGAAUCCUAUAGAGCCAACCAAGAAAUCCAGUAUGGAAAAGAAAGCUCGUGCAGUUCUGCUGUGAAAGAAUGGUGAUAAUCCUCUCCACCUCCCAAGUUCCAGCACUGGGGACCCAUCUGUCAUGGGACAGCUUAAAGGGUCCCAGAGCCUGCAGCAGCAGCUAUUCCUGCUACCCCUAAGGGAGAAAAGACACAUCACUCAGUAGCCAUUUUAAAUAACAAGGUAAUAGGUUGAUUCCUUCAACAAGAACAAGAAGAGCAAUAAUUGGAGGUAUUUUUAAGGACCAUUUUUCUAGUUUAAGCUCCAUUAGCUAUUUGAAUAAUGGAAUUUUCUAGGGUAAACACUGUGAUUUCCAGGAAGCUAAAUUUUGAUUUUCCUAUUAUUGGUAAAUGUAUGUCCUUCUUCCCCACCCCACUCCAUCUCUCGUCCUCCUCCUCCUCCUCCCACAUCUUUGAGGGCAAUUAUCCCAAAGAAUUUAAGCCAACUCCAGCUGUGGUUGAUGAGCCAGAUGUGUGUGCGUGUUUCAGCUAAGGAGUUCAAGUCGAACGGCAAACAGGUCACACCAGCUUUUCCAGUUUCACUUUCCCCAGUAGGAAGUCCCAAGUAAAGAAAACACACAGUCGGUUCCCAGUGUGCGAGAGAUCACUUCCCCGGCACUGUGGAGCCCGGAGAAGAUGACCUAGGAGAGUUCCCCACCUGGCGGGGCCAGCCGACCGGACCGAAACCCUCUUGGCUACCGGUUCUGGUCCAGCGGAUCCUUAUGAGACAACAGCAUCGUGCCGCUUGUCUGCUCUCCGGAAGAGAUGGAGCCUUUCUUAAGAAAGAGGCUGACCUUCCUCUCCUUCUUUUGGAAUAAGCUUUGGCCUACAGAAAUCCCUGAUGACUGUAUUCCCAGGUAUCCGGGGCCUGAUCCAGUCACGAUGGACCUCGAUCCGGACCCCGAUCCUGUCUCCUCCCAGCCUGGCAGCCCCUCGUCCACUGUUCUCUUUACAGCUCUAUAUGACUUCACGGCCAGGUGUGCGGAUGAGCUGAGUGUGAAUCGGGGAGACAAGCUCUUUGCCAUUAAGGAAGAGGGGGACUAUAUCUUCGCCAGGAGACUCUCAGGGAGGCCCAGCACUGGACUGGUCCCCAUUAAUUAUGUAGCCAAGGCAACUCAUGAGUCCUUCUCCACCCAACCCUGGUUCUUCGGCGGGAUCAGCCGCAGUGAGGCCCAGCAGCUCCUGCUUUCUCCCUCCAAUCAGCAUGGCGCCUUCCUGGUGCGGCCCAGCGAGAGCAGCAGAGGGGACUACUCGUUGUCAGUCCGCACCAAAGCCAAAGUCUGUCACUACCGCAUCUCCAAGGCUCCUGAUGGGGGUCUCUACAUCCAGAAAGGGCAGGUCUUUCCCAGCCUGGAGGAGCUGCUUGCCUUCUACAAAGCAAAUUGGAAAAUCAUUCAGAAUCCCUUGCUUAAACCCUGCAUCCCAGAGAGGCCUCCCGAACGGGAUGAAUGGGAACGACCUCGAUCCGAGUUUGCCCUCCGGAGAAAACUUGGAGAAGGAUAUUUUGGAGAGGUGUGGGAAGGACUGUGGCUGAACAUGGUGCCGGUAGCCAUCAAGAUCAUAAAGCAAGCGGACAUGAGGCUCGAUGACUUCACCAAAGAGAUUCAGAACCUAAAGAGCCUGAAACACGAGAAGCUCAUCAGGCUGCAUGCAGUCUGCUCCAUCGGGGAGCCUGUGUACAUCGUCACAGAACUCAUGAGGAAAGGAAACCUCCAGAACUACCUCAACAGUCCAGAAGGGAAAACCCUGAGUCUGAUUCACUUGAUGAGUAUUGCCUGCCAAGUGGUGGAGGGUAUGACGUACCUGGAGGAGAAACACAUCGUGCACCGCGAUCUGGCAGCCAGAAACAUCCUGGUGGGAGACGAUCUUACUUGCAAGAUUGCAGACUUCGGCCUGGCGAGGCUUCUCAAGGAUGAUAUUUACUCUACAAGCAGCAGCACCAAAAUCCCAGUGAAAUGGACAGCCCCCGAGGCAGCAAACUACCGGAUUUACUCCCAGAAAUCAGAUGUCUGGUCCUUUGGGAUUCUCCUCUAUGAAGUUUUCACUUUUGGGCAGUGCCCAUAUGAAGGGAUGACAAACCAAGAGACUAUCCAUCAGAUAACAAGGGGCUACCGCCUACCCCGCCCCAACACCUGCUCUCCCGAAGUCUACGUCAUCAUGCUGGAGUGCUGGAAGGCCAAUGCCGAAGAACGGCCCACCUUCUUCACCCUGAGAGAGAAGCUCAACUCCAUCUACAGACGAGUGUAUCACUCGUUCACAUGACGAGAGGUGCUCGUCCCAUUCCCGGACUUCCUGUGAGGCAGAGGACCUUAGUUCACUCCCGGAGCAGAAUUACAGUGGGCCUUGGACUGUUCUCAUUCUCGUGGUCUGACCCAUCCCUGUGGUUUGAUGGAAUCUCAUGGGUUACACCUGACUUCUGUGGUCCAUGCCCAGAGAGCUCUUAGAGAGGAUAGAGCUGGUCUCCCCUCCCAUUUGUUGUGGAGAGAGGUCUUGCUUCCGAUCACCUGGGGCACGUUGCUUCCAGGAGAUUACAUCAUGUAAAUACUGUAUAGAAAAGAUCUAAGCUGCUGUAGAUAUAAGAGAACCCGCAGAUCGUGGCAAGAAGUUCACUCAUGUGCAUGUCCAGGUAGCUAACUUGCUGUUUUUCUGAGUCCAAACAAUUCCCCAAAAUUCAGAUGUGUAGAUAUACCUGGCCUUCAUAUUCAAAGAUGUCGCUACAGAUGGUGAACUUUCUUCAUAUGAAUGGAUGUGACUGAAAAGAUGGAAGCAUAACCAGAGUCAGGCAUAGCGUACAGCAUUUGUGGGCCUCAUGGGUCAUUCUUUGCCUUUGCUCUUUCGCAGCACCUGGUGCUGUUUUCGUUUCUACCUUCUAGUGCAGACAUUUAGGUUUCUGGAAGCCUCUGCUCAGAAAGAGCCAUCCCCGCUCUUGAUUGUUGCGUGCCAGGGUGGUCUGUGCUCUGCCAUUUACCAAAAACGAUUGUCUCCCCAAGGUUCACUGCUACUAUUUUGCACCAUUUCAGGUGGAGGUGAUUCAACAGCUUAAUUACUCAGUGAGAUAGGUCUGUUGCUUUUCCAGCUACCGGGCUAUUGAUCUAUCUGCCUGUGUACCCACCUAUUAUGAUAUUUAGAGAGAUAUUUUUUACUUCUGAUGAAACUACUAAAGUUCAGUCAUACACAAUUGUCAGGGUUUUAUCAUUUGAAGCAUGCUAUUUCACUGUGGGAGGAAUGUCAUUUGGACUUUCAUUUUGUCAAAAACCACUACAGUUUCACUGAAGAGGCGAGAAACUAUUUAAAAUUUACCAGGAAAGUCUACAGAAGAACAAAGCAUGUUGGCUACUGAAUGGGGCAGAUUUUUUAAAAUAAAAUAACUGUAAAUUAUUUAAUGAAUCAAAUAAGGUUGCUAUUUGUGGUCAUUUGUGUUCUAAGGGUUAAA
Ornithorhynchus anatinus (platypus) is the source of this 6318-nucleotide messenger RNA. It is a transcript of the gene SRMS, whose product is annotated as src-related kinase lacking C-terminal regulatory tyrosine and N-terminal myristylation sites. Gene Ontology annotation, biological process: protein phosphorylation; cell surface receptor protein tyrosine kinase signaling pathway; cell differentiation. The record is from RefSeq and is a predicted model, not a curated record. Bases 3651 to 5147 code for a protein of 498 amino acids. Gene Ontology annotation, cellular component: extrinsic component of cytoplasmic side of plasma membrane. Gene Ontology annotation, molecular function: non-membrane spanning protein tyrosine kinase activity; ATP binding; signaling receptor binding. NCBI's taxonomy places the organism in Eukaryota, Metazoa, Chordata, Mammalia, Monotremata, Ornithorhynchidae. The transcript is spliced from 10 exons.